GGACCUUAUGUGUAGUUGUAAAUUGUUGUAAUGUAAGGAUAACAUCAUCUUUACUAAAAUAUCCUCCUCCCAAACAUUAUCCCAAGUGAACCAAAACUAUAUCUUGUUGAAGAGAAGCUUUCCACACUGAACUAGUUUAACUAAGCUUCACCAUGACUUGUCUCCACCUCCACUCUUCAUUGUUUCUCAUGCAUACAAAACUCAAACCACAGCAGCAACAUCGUCUAAGGAUGGAGCACAACACAAAACUACUUUGGGGAGAACCAAGCAAAACCAUGCCACAUAGUAAGCACUUUUCUUCAGUAAGGACCCAGGCAAUUCCAGAUUUCAUUGUUGUUGCUGCUACUUCCCUGCCAAAACCCGCUGAUCCAUCUACUUUUCUCCCAGUAAGUGCCCUGCUUAUAUCAGUAUACUUCAUAGGAAAUUUCAUCGUGCCAGAUCUUAUAAGCAAGUAUUUUGGAUUUGAUAAACUAGAGGGAGACCAGAAGGUUGAUGAUGCAGAAGAUAAAUAGACAAGCACCCCUGAUGUGAAGAAAAAAAGUAUUAUUAAAAUUUGAGAAUUCUGCUAACGAUGAUUGUUUAAGUGUAUGAAUUCGUUUUGGUAUCUUUAGUUUGCAUUAAGAUUUACAUAAGUCAUUUGUAUUGUUUUAAACAUGGCAGCGAUUUCAAUCUCCUGAAACCAA
This is a messenger RNA of Medicago truncatula (barrel medic), 683 nucleotides long. RefSeq lists its product as uncharacterized. The transcript is spliced from 2 exons. The record is from RefSeq and is a predicted model, not a curated record. NCBI's taxonomy places the organism in Eukaryota, Viridiplantae, Streptophyta, Magnoliopsida, Fabales, Fabaceae. Bases 153 to 512 code for a protein of 119 amino acids.